AUGUCUAAUGUCAGUUUUGACCCACCAACGCGUGUCUCCAAGACUUGGAUCGCUCUCAGAAGACUUGACAAAAAUGAUGACAGAGUGGUGGCUCUGCGUGAGGUGUCCAUCCCUGCGGCGGCCGACAUGCCGGCCAUCGUGCAGAUCAUUGCCGCUUCCUUUGGCCUCAGCUCCUCAGACGUUAUAUUCAAGAUCAGGAACCAACGUGGAAGUCUGAUGCCUCUCAGCAGCUCCAUCCCUGCAAACAGCAAGCACAUGCCUUAUUUGCUUGAGGUAGCCAAGAUCUUUCAACAUGUGCGUCCGACCCCUAAAAGCAUCCCCAUGACUGUGAUCAACAAGAGCAUAAAGGCCAGGUUGCACACUAUUGAAAAGAGGAUUCAAAGACUGGAAGAGCUUCUGCCUCAGAUAAAACUCAGACGCAAUGAAAAACUCAGCCAGGAAAUUGAAUGUCUGAACCAGAAGUUGAUGUUUCUUCAUAAGAGAAUGCAGGUGGCGGAUUCGCACACGUGGAAAGGAAUGCUAACCCGAGCGCCCCUCUGGGUAAAAAUCAAAAUAAGCGUCAGUACGGUUGUGUGUGAGACACGUUGUUUGCUGGCACACAACAAGUUGGCACUUGUGUGCUCUCGGGGUUCAAUUAGUCACAGAUUAGCAGGUUGGUGUGACGAGCAAGCAUGAAGCAUGAAGCA
Molecule: messenger RNA, 686 nt
Organism: Dunckerocampus dactyliophorus (ringed pipefish)
Lineage: Eukaryota; Metazoa; Chordata; Actinopteri; Syngnathiformes; Syngnathidae
Exons: 10
Coding region: 1-675 (224 amino acids)
Source: RefSeq, a predicted model, not a curated record